Molecule: messenger RNA, 516 nt
Organism: Dibothriocephalus latus
Lineage: Eukaryota; Metazoa; Platyhelminthes; Cestoda; Diphyllobothriidea; Diphyllobothriidae
Source: the annotation of a GenBank genome assembly
UUGUCUACAAAUUUACACCGGCCUUCUAUCUACUUUCUUUGCUCCCGCCUUUCUAGAAGAUCCUCUUGGAAGCCCGAUACUCCAACUUGUCUACCCGGCCCCGAGGCGGUGGCAGCGGCCGCCGAAGCAUUCAGUGCCGUCCGAAGUCUCUUUGCGAAUCCCUACGCUCUUCCACCCGCCCACUUGGGCUUCCGUCCGGAUUCUGGUCCACAAUCCAGAGGCACGGGACCACAACAGGGUAGUGAGAGCCUGGGAGGAUGCAAUCCAAGCGAGCUACCUCCCACGCCUGCUCAGACUGGCUUCAGAAGCGGCAUGUUUAAUCCCUAUCCCGGUCACCGCAGCUCCGGCUAUGCUCCUGGAAGCAACGGCACCGGGUACCAACGCGGUGGAAAGAAGCGGUCUCACUCACAGUCCUCGGUCCAUGACCUCCUGGACAUCCCUAGUCUCACUCGGAGUUCCCAGGGGUCUCUCAACAUGAUCCAGGCGAUGCAUACCUCUCGCAGCGGAGUCUCCAGC